This is a messenger RNA of Arthroderma uncinatum, 1269 nucleotides long. RefSeq lists its product as uncharacterized. Gene Ontology annotation, cellular component: cytosol; microtubule cytoskeleton. Bases 1 to 1269 code for a protein of 422 amino acids. The transcript has 4 exons. Gene Ontology annotation, molecular function: beta-tubulin binding. Lineage: Eukaryota; Fungi; Ascomycota; Eurotiomycetes; Onygenales; Arthrodermataceae. The record is from RefSeq and is a predicted model, not a curated record. Gene Ontology annotation, biological process: tubulin complex assembly; post-chaperonin tubulin folding pathway.
AUGAACGAAGCGGUGCCCUCAUACGAAGAGUCGGAGGCCUCCUUCGCGCACUCUGACAAGAAAGAGGUGAACUUCAUCCCGCCGCCGCCGUCGUUGCUCCCCCAGCAGCUCGCCGAAACGCGGACACAGCGCAUCCAGUCCAUCCUCACGACUUACAUCGACCCCCUCCUCUACUCUCAGGGUGCGGCCGGCCUGUACAAGACCACCUUCAUCCUUGUUCCCUCGACCGUGGCCAGUCUACAGGACUCGCCGAGCAAUGCAUACACCACCCCCCAGGAGCCGCAAAUCAUAGGCUUCCCGUCCGACGAGGUGGUCAAGCUGGUCCGUCUACGCGGCCAGGAUAACGCGAUGGAGUUCUGGCGCCAACCUGCCGUCGUAGCUGAGCUGGAUUCGGCCAUGCGAUCUCGUCUCGCGGCGUCCGGACACAGGAUCUACGAGCCCAGCGCGCAUCCAGAGCCCAGACCCGAUCCCCCACCACAGCAGCAGCAGCCAGCACCGGCGAAGGGCAAGGGAAAACUGAGAAAGUCCUUCUGGGGACGCAUGGCGGGUGGCUCGGAUGAUCCGAUCAAUGACCAGAAACUUGGCUGGCGCGCUGAGGAGCCGGAGACAGAUGGGCAGCUGAGCAAGAUCCCAACGGGUCUGGUGAAGGUCUCUGUAGCCUGGAACGAAGUUGCUCUGCGCAUCGCGAAUGCCAUGGGACUGUAUGAGACGCAGCGUGGUCCAGCUCUCUGUCUAACCGUGGAAACACGUGACCAACUCUUAUCGAUAAACAAACUGCAUCCCACUUGGCUUCCUCUCUUCUUCAACGACGAGCAUCUCACAAACAGCGUUGUGUUCGAUCAUUACUUCCUAUCUGAUACCGUCGAAUACGCUCUCUACACCCUUAUCCAGCAGUAUAUCGCGUUAAUAACUAAGAUGGCGCCCUCAACACCCCUCUCCAUUGCAACUGGUGCGGUUCAGAGACUGGUCAAGGAGGAAGCUUCAUACCAGCGUGAAAAGGAAGACCAGGAACGGCGGAUCGAGAAGCUUUCAAAGGAUACUACGGACGAUGAGAACCGCGAGUACAUGAUUAACCAGGAGCGCAAAGCACUACAAGAGACCGAGAAGCUUCUACCUCGACUGAAAGAAAAGAUCACAGAGGCCGUUUCCAAGUUGGAACGUUUAAUUGAGGAAGAAGGUCAAAAGGGAAUGGACAGCGACGUUGCUCAGAUAACUGCCGCAAAGGAGGCGAUCUCUAAAUCGAAGACUGCCAUCAGAGAGAUUUCAUAG